AGGCUAAUUAGCAUCAAUAAUUCAAUUAUUAUGAUCAAUUACUGGUGACUACCUUUUGAUGAUCGUCCGCCAUGGCUAAUAAUGCAUCUCAAAGAAUAACAAUUAGCAACAAAAAAGAAUGAAGAAACCCGAUGAUUGCCGAUUGAUCCCAAUUACAGCUUCGUCCGACGAUGCUCAACCUGUGUCCGGUUCGAGACGGAGUGCAGGAGCCGAGCUUCGUGGUUUAUUACUUAGGAGAGAGUGAAAGUUGUGGCUAUUGUAUCGUUGAAGGAUUCUUAUGGAUGGAGUCAAUCUUUCGCCGGCAUUGUUCAGGUGCUCUCCAUUUCUGCGUCUUUCAUUAUGUUUCCCCAUCUGUUUAAUUCUGGCUGUGAUUGCUGACAAAAGCCAAGUGCCAAAUCGAGUUUGAUGUUCAACUCAUAAAAAUGACGCACUUGGACCUAGGCUCAUUGGUUGGAUCUUUUUAUCCAACUAAAUUUCUUCUUCAGGAUCUACAUUUAAUUGAUGCAUUUGUGUAGGUUUGAUUUGGAAGUGUGGUGUUAUUGUUUUGGAAUACUUCUUUAAGCUUUUGAUAUCCAGGAUAAUAAAGCAUGACUUAAAGAAAUGAUUAAUGCAACAAAAAAAAAGUGAUUAUUACAACUGUACAUCAACUUCCACAAAUAUCUUGGUAUGAUUAUAGUUUAGUUGAGAAACCAAAACCCAUAUCUUAAAACGUUCUAAUAGGCAAUUAGGAGUUGUUAACACCUAAGAGAGACAUUUAGUUUCUUAUAAACAUUUGUAUGAGCAUUGAGCACAUAUAUUGGAAAAAAAGCAACUCAUCCAUAACACUGGCACAUGUUUUUAAUUUUUUUUAACUGAUCGAUGAGUAGAGCUAGUAAUCGCAGUCAUCUUUUUCUCUAGAGUUAUCUGAUAUCACCAAUUGCUGGAGGGACACUAAUGGAUUAUUUUGGUGGGAAGGCAGUUUUGACAUGGGGGUGUGAUUUUAUGGUCUUUAGCAACUUUUCUAACUCCUUGGUCUAUGGGGGUUUCCUUGCGGUCACUGUUUUUCAUUGGAUGUUGCUAAGCAUUGCAGAAGACGUAGCUCUUCCCUGCAUGAACAAUAUGAUUGCAAGGUAUACAAGUCAUACCCAUUGGAUAAUACAACAUCUGUUUCAAAAAUAAAAGUACGCGGUUCAAAUUUAUGUAGAUGAAUUGUUUACUUCAAAGCAAACAAAAACCUUAUUUUGGGAUUGAUGAAAAAGAAAAAAUGAACCUUUUUGAAUGCUUAAAAAUAUAUGCAUGGUCUACAAGGUAAUUUCCAAGUUGUUAUGUUUUAGACUGAAAGCUGUACUAUAUACAUUACUUUUAGCAUCAAUUUUUGAAACAUUACUAAAUAUUAGAAUACCCAAAGAAAACACUACACUUCACAUUAGCAAAAGAGCUUCUAGGCUUUCUGCCAAACUAUUAUUCCUGCUAUUGUUUUCAUGUCAAACAAGACAUAAUUUGGAAGGUUUUACACAUUUUUGCUCUAAAAUAUGGAGUGAGUGGUCAACAGUUAAUCGUAUUGUCAUCUUUAAUCUGACACAUCGAAAGCCAACAACAUGUGGGAACUGUGAAGUCGAAGGAGCCGCAAAAGUUUAGCCUAUCAAGUUGGUGACCUAGACUAUCUCAAAGUCGUUUGUUGUGAUUUUUACAGUUUAGAUAUUUGUUGCUUCUUCCUUUAGUCACAAACACUAUUUUUUUAUUCAUUACUGCUUCAUUAAUUUUGAAGUUCUUACUUUUUUAGGAUCAAUUGUUACUUGCAUGGGAUGAUAUUAUCAUGGUUAAGGAGAUUCCCAAGCCGAAGUUCAAAAAAGCAUUUCCUCGUGAAUCAAGGAAUCAACAUGCUGGUGGAUUCAAUCAAGCUGAUAUCCCAGCUGCAAUUGCUGAAGAAAUUGUUGUUUUUGCUCUCGUUGCUCCUGAAGUGGUUGCACCGCACCCCAUGAAUUUGGCUGUUCCGGAAAAUGCUGUUGGCCAUAGUGUGCCUCCUGAACCCGAACCGGAUUCUGAGUCUGAGGUUGAAGAGGAUGAGGUAAUGAGAUUUCCAGAUCUCAAACCUAGAGAACUAGAUUGGGAGCAACCUCAUCCUCUUCAACCUCAGACUCAGAAUCCGGUUCGGGUUCAAGAGGCACACCAUGGCCAGCAGCAUUUUCCAGAACAGCCAAAUUCAUGGGGUGCGGUGCAACCACUUCAGGAGCAACGGGAGCAAGAACAACAAUUUCUUCAGCAACUGCAGUUGGGAUAUCAGCCUGAUUGAAUCCACCAACAUGUCGAUUCCUUGAUUCACGAGAAAAUGCUUUUUUUUCGAACUUCGGCUUUGGAAUCUCUGAAAUAAACAAGAUGAAUAAAAACCGAGUACAACAACACAUUUAAAACCCUAAUGAAAUAGCCUUAAGAAAAAUCUUACUCUCCAGACGGCGCUUGUUUUUCCUCUGGUACACCUUGACAGCUGAAACUCUCCUGUCCUUAUUCAUUUUUGCAGAUCUGUGUCCAACUUCAAUGGGGUUCCUCAACUUCUUAGGGUUCCUCCCACAGAAUCCUUUUAUAGUGCUAUUUAAAAAUAGAACACAAAACUGACGUUACAACACAUUGAUCAAAGGGUUUGUUUGAAGUGUUAAAAAAACCCAACAAUCAUUCAUUAACAAGGGCUACAAGGCCCAAAGAAAAAGUUUUAGCAUAAUUUAGACCAAACAGGCCCAAAGAAAAAAUAAUAUCAAACGGAAAACAUGACCUGAUUAUCAUAUUUUUACCCGACCCGAUAUCUACUGCUUCCAAAUUCUGACCGAUCCAGCAUCUUUUCCAGAUUUUUACCCAAUCGCCCAGCCUUCGACCCGAGCCCUAUCCAGCUACCACACAUCCCGACCUGUGACCCGAUCUGGAAUCAGUUCCUCCGAGCCUCUGACCCGACCCUGAUUAGAAAAUACAAGCCAAAUUGAACACAACCGAAGUGCUUUCAAUUCGAAUGGUAUUUUCGAAUACAGAUCUCGAAAAAACAUUUUAAAUCCAGCAAGAUAUUGAGAAGAACGAAAAGAGAGCAAUGAAGUAAUUCAAGUAGAAUCAACAAAUAUUGAAUCUUUAUCAAGAAGUUGGGGAAUUGAAUUGACAGAGAACGAAUGGAGAUAUCAAUUAAGUGUGUUGAUGGAGAUUUGAGGACAGAAGAAGAGUGCUCUAACAAGGGGCCAAUGGACAAAUAGAGACCCGUGAAGACAUCGACGGAAGGGAGAUCGAAGGAAGAUAGAGGAGCGAAGAGAGAGGGCUGCAAACGAAGCGAGGGAAGAGAGAUCAUAUGAAGGUGUUUCAAUUCACAUACGGAGUAAUAAAUAGAGGGCAGCAAC
Messenger RNA from Cuscuta campestris, 3350 nucleotides. The record is from the annotation of a GenBank genome assembly. Lineage: Eukaryota; Viridiplantae; Streptophyta; Magnoliopsida; Solanales; Convolvulaceae.